Molecule: messenger RNA, 186 nt
Organism: Rotaria sp. Silwood2
Lineage: Eukaryota; Metazoa; Rotifera; Eurotatoria; Philodinida; Philodinidae
Source: the annotation of a GenBank genome assembly
CAUGGUGCACGUAUAGCACAUAAAAUAACAUCGGAUGUUACACAUGUUAUUUGUGCUAAACCAAAUGUUGAUGAUACAAAAUUAAAUGAACGUAUAAAUGUAUUCAAAAAAAUCAAUCGUGUACGUUCAACUAAAUUUCAUUUAAUUAUUGUUGCGAACAAAGGAAUCUCUCCAGGUAUCAAAUGA